Molecule: messenger RNA, 2266 nt
Organism: Daldinia decipiens
Lineage: Eukaryota; Fungi; Ascomycota; Sordariomycetes; Xylariales; Hypoxylaceae
Product: cell cycle control protein
Exons: 1
Coding region: 180-2204 (674 amino acids)
Biological process (GO): mRNA splicing, via spliceosome; spliceosomal complex assembly
Cellular component (GO): post-mRNA release spliceosomal complex; U2-type catalytic step 2 spliceosome; Prp19 complex
Molecular function (GO): protein binding
Source: RefSeq, a predicted model, not a curated record
CUUUAAUCAGCCUCGCCAACCUCUUAUAACAUACAACCAACCUGCCCUUGGCUCAAAACCAAACGCUCUGGUUGGCACAGCCAUACCACACCAUACCUUCCGAAUCAUCCUUCAUUUGUACUCUUCAUAUUGUCUCCUACACAUACAUCACCUUACGGAUAUCAUUCACUAAAGUCAAGAUGGAGUCCUCACGCGGCCCUCCAAGGGUCAAGAACAAGGCCGCCGCGCCUAUUCAAAUCUCUGCCGAGCAGCUGCUCCGAGAAGCAGUAGACCGACAGGAGACAUCCCUACAGGCACCGACUCAGCGCUUUGGCGACCUAGAAGAGCUUCAUGAGUUCCAGGGUCGGAAGCGAAGGGAGUUUGAGAGCUUCGUUCGCCGAAAUACGAUUAAUAUGAACAACUGGAUGCGCUAUGCUGCAUGGGAACUUGAGCAGAAGGAGUUCAAGCGCGCGCGGUCCAUCUUCGAGCGAGCCCUCGAUGUCGAUCCGACGUCUGUCGUGCUAUGGAUUCGCUAUAUCGAGGCCGAGAUGAAAAACAGGAAUAUUAAUCAUGCGAGAAACUUACUUGAUCGUGCCAUCACCAUCCUACCUAGGAUCGACAAGCUAUGGUACAAGUAUGUCUACAUGGAAGAGAUGUUGGGUAAUAUCCCUGGUACGAGACAGGUAUUUGAGAGGUGGAUGGCCUGGGAGCCGGACGAAGCAGCAUGGAGCGCGUACAUCAAGCUGGAGAAACGUUACGGCGAAUUCCAACGUGCCCGGGAUAUCUUCGAGCGCUUUACGAUCGUACACCCGGAACCGCGUAACUGGAUUAAAUGGGCCAAAUUCGAAGAAGAAUUUGGGACGAGUGAUCUAGUUAGGGAAGUUUUCGGCGCUGCAGUUGAAGCCUUGGGCGACGAAUUUGUUGACGAGAGGCUUUUUAUUGCUUACGCUAGAUUCGAGACGAAGCUCAAGGAGUACGAGCGAGCUAGGGCCAUUUACAAAUAUGCUCUGGACCGCCUCCCUCGCUCAAAGUCUAUGGGUUUGCACAAGGCGUACACGACCUUCGAAAAGCAGUACGGUGACAGGGAUGGUGUAGAGGACGUAAUAUUGUCAAAGAGAAGGAGACACUAUGAAGACCAAAUCAAGGAGAAUCCGAAAAACUACGAUAUAUGGUUCGACUACGCUCGACUAGAGGAAACUUCAGGUGACCUGGAUCGAGUGAGAGAUGUAUACGAGCGAGCUGUAGCGCAAAUCCCGCCGACGCAGGAAAAGAGGCAUUGGCGCCGAUAUAUUUACUUGUGGAUCUUUUACGCUAUCUGGGAGGAGAUGGACGCCAAGGAUAUUGACCGAGCGCGCCAGAUUUAUAAGCUAUGCCUCGACCUGAUACCCCACAAGAAAUUCACAUUUGCUAAGGUCUGGUUGCUAAGGGCGCAGUUUGAAAUUCGGCAAGGUGAGCUCACAACCGCACGGAAAACGCUAGGGCAAGCAAUCGGCAUGUGUCCGAAGGACAAGCUAUUCAAGGGUUAUAUCGAGUUAGAAUUAAAGCUAUUUGAGUUUGUGCGGUGUCGAACCCUUUACGAAAAGCACAUCGAGUGGAAUCCGGCCAACUGCCAGACGUGGAUCAAGUUUGCCGAGCUCGAAAGAGGAUUGGACGACCUCGACAGGACAAGAGCCAUUUUCGAGCUCGCUAUUAACCAGCCCGUGCUCGAUAUGCCGGAAUUGUUGUGGAAGGCAUACAUCGACUUCGAGGAAGAGGAAGGCGAGUACGACAAGACGCGCAACCUAUACGAGAGACUUCUGGAGAAGACAGAUCAUGUCAAGGUCUGGAUCAGCUAUGCGCACUUCGAGAUCAACAUCCCAGAAGAAGACGAGGAAGAAGCGGGCGAAGAGGAGGAGAGGCCUGUCAGCGAGGAGGCCAAGACCAAAGCCCGCAAUGUGUUCGAGCGUGCUCACAAGCGCAUGAAGGAGAAGGAGCUCAAGGAAGAGAGAGUUUCUCUGCUCAAUGCUUGGCUGUCGUUCGAGCGUACGCAUGGAUCGGCAGAGGACAUCGAGAAAGUCCAAAAGCAGAUGCCACGGAGGACGAAGCGCAGGCGCAGACUGGAAGACGACACGUUCGAAGAGUAUAUCGACUACGUAUUCCCCGCAGACGACGAACAGAAGCAAGAUCUAUCAAAGAUGCUUGCCAUGGCUCAGGCUUGGAAGCAAGGGGGCGGUGCCGUCAGCUAAUCGAGACGAAUGUGCGCAUUCUGUUCUUCGUGUAUCAGAUGGAAAUACCAUACAAAUCGACG